Molecule: messenger RNA, 171 nt
Organism: Cetraspora pellucida
Lineage: Eukaryota; Fungi; Glomeromycota; Glomeromycetes; Diversisporales; Gigasporaceae
Source: the annotation of a GenBank genome assembly
AUGCAAAAUUUAAUUUCAAUCAAGUUAAUUAAUAUAAAAACAGAAUUUGAAGUCAAUUUACUAAAAAAUAAACAACCAAAUAUAGAUAAUUCAAAUAUAAUAGAACAAGUAACUAAUGCAAUUGAAAAAGCUAAAUAUCAUAAAAUGUUGAAAGAAAGAUCAAAUAUAUGA